Messenger RNA from Alternaria arborescens, 1533 nucleotides. Its product is annotated as Beta-glucuronidase. The coding region runs from base 1 to 1533 and encodes 510 amino acids. The record is from RefSeq and is a predicted model, not a curated record. NCBI's taxonomy places the organism in Eukaryota, Fungi, Ascomycota, Dothideomycetes, Pleosporales, Pleosporaceae. The transcript is spliced from 2 exons.
AUGGUACCUUCAAUCAAUCGCUCGCUCUUCUUCGGGGCUCUCGCAGCCUCAUUGAAGGCAGAGGCUGCUCACAUCUCCUCUUCCUCCAAGCCGAUCGCCAUAUCCAAAGCAGCUCCCAACACGGCUGGCAUUCCUCUGGACUCUUUUGUCUCAUUCUCUUUCGAGUUCUCAUCAUGGCCCGAUUUCGCUGGGUUAAGGGAUAUCGCCAUCUUCGAUGAAUCGCAGAAGACUGGCCUCGUCGGCGUCAUCCGGCCAAACGUCUCAGCCGACUACCCGACCAUCAUCACCAUUGGCCCGUCCUAUUUCGAGUCUUACAAGACAAUGCCCAAGGGCACCAAAUUUGUCCACGGCUUCAAUAUGGGUGCCAACUCUAGCGCUGCAAGAGCCGCGACUUGGGCAUCUGUAUCGUAUGCCUGCAAAGCGAUAGGAAGCGACCUUUUGUUUUGGGAAUACGGCAACGAGCCUGAUCUCUUCCAUGCUUCCGGCUAUCGACCUGACAACUGGACCGAAGCCGACUACGUAUCUGAAUGGCUAAACGGCACCACUGCCAUCGAAGAGGCGACCAAGGCAGCCUGCCCAGAUCUUGGGGGAACCAAGUUUAUGGCACCGAGUUUCGCAGGCGUCGCGCGCAAUGACUACUUCACUUUAGAUCCAGUGGAAGUGUUCAGACAAGGUCUGGAUGAGAAGCACAACAUUGGCUUAAUUUCAUCCCACAACUACAUGGGUGUUUCCACGAACCCUGGCAUUACCUUGCAAGGCACAUUGAUGAACCACAGUAGCGUGGUAGAUAAGGCGAACGCUCAGCUCAAUGUUUCAAGAGGUAUCAAGGAGCUAGGACAAGCGCUCGACCCAAACGUCCCAUUCAUCAUGGGCGAGCACAACUCGCUCGCCCGACAAGGACGACCGGGCCUGAGCAACAGCUUCGGUGCUGCCCUGUGGGGUGUGGACUGGAACGUCUAUCUUGCAUCGCAAAACCUUUCCCGCUCUCACAUGCACCAAGGCACCAACUACCGGUACCAAUCCUGGCAACCGAUCGAAACCAACAUCACAACCCGCGGCACCAAACCGCCUUACUACGGUAACCUCGCCGUCGCAGCCUUCAUGCACAAGCCCUCGCCCUCGUCUCGCCUGCAAAUCUCAAGCCUCGCCUCCUCGUCCAUAUACUCGACCCAAUACGCUGCUCACGUCGACGACACGCUUGCCCGCCUGCUUCUCGUCGAUUUACACACGUACAACACCACCGCAGACAACAACUAUACCGACGCUUUCCCGCGGCCCUCCGAAACGUACUCGUUCCAGCUACCGCGGGAGUGCAAAGGCGAAGCGCACGUGCAGAGGCUGUUGGCGAAUGGAAGUGAUGCCAUUUCGGGUAUCACGUGGGAUGGAUACAGCUAUAAUUAUGAGCUUGAUGAGGGGAAGCCUGUUCGCCUGGGUAAUGUGACAUGUGGGGAGAGUGUCAAGGUUGAUGGGAAGGGUAUGGUGAGCGUAAAGGUGCCUUGGAGUAGUGCGGCGAUUGUUAGUGUGGACUGCUGA